Molecule: messenger RNA, 518 nt
Organism: Ectocarpus siliculosus
Lineage: Eukaryota; Phaeophyceae; Ectocarpales; Ectocarpaceae
Source: the annotation of a GenBank genome assembly
CGUACUCUUAUGCUUUGCAUGCCUUAGCGGUUAGACCAUUGACCACGCGUCCUCGAGAGGACGGAGCAUUGUUCCCACAGGACCGAUCACCGAUGAUUUAUCGCGCGAGUCACGCCCACGCCUGCCUGCUGGUGUUCAAAGCCUUCAAGGAGGUAGUGGAUGCGGCUGGAGAUUCCGCCAGCGAUGACGCACCGGUGCACCAAGACGAUCAACCUCAGCACGCCCUCGAUGGCCACACCUCCUACGCUCUGGAGCUCCUGCUGCUGCUGCUAGGGCUGUACUGGCUGCAGAACGACAUGGGAGAUUUCGUAGAGGACGGUUUCCUUGACGGCGAUCAGGCGGGAUGGGUGCGGGACCAGGUGGUGGAAGUGCUUCAUCUUCUUCGGCCCAUGGCGGUAUCGUUGGUGGACGCUUGGGACGUAAGUGACUUCCAGCUCAACAGCGCGCUUGGAAGGUUCGACGGCCGGGCGUCCGAAGCGUUGCUCGAAACGACGGAGGUCAGGGUUAGCCAACGGUAG